AUGGCCUCCUCUGCCUCCUGUGCCUCCUCCACUGCACUCGCCUCCUCCCCCACCUGGCCCUUGGCGCUCAGGUCCAGGACAGCCUUCUCCCCCCUGAAGAACAUCCCCUGCUGGGGCAUGGGUAGCCAGAUGGAGAUGAGGAACGCAACACUGAGGAUCCCCAGGGAGAUGGCGUUGAGGUAGAAGUAGUCCAGCCCUGCCAGGGAGACCAGCAACUGGCCUAGAGUGGCCCCUAGGGUGGAACCUGUCAGCAUGGCACUGCGGAGGUAGCCGGUGGCCCGCUGGUACCUCUCUGGAGGGAUCACGCUGUAGAUGUAGGAGAAGUAGGCCACCUCCGUGGAGGUCACCACGGCAUAGUUGAACUGCAGGAAGGUCAUGGCGGUCAGGCCGGGGGCAAAGCAUAGCAGGACAUAGUUGGUGACCAGGAAGAGGCCCUGGACCACGAUCACCGGCUUGUACCUCAGGAAGUCUGUCAGCAGGAAGACGGGGAAGAGGACGGCCAGAUAGGAGUACGUCCAGAUGGGGAACAGGUAGUUGGUCACCUGAGGAGGCACAGGGAGAGGAGUGAUUCAUUUAUCGUUAGAUCUAGUCAAUAUCCACAGGGAUACUGAAUAGUCCUACCGAUCCUCUGUAUGAAGCAAAAAAAUAACAUAGCCCACUGUAUACAGUAGCAUAUACACUAUAUAUACAAAAGUAUGUGGACACCCCUUCAAAUGACUGGAUUCUGCUAUUUCAGCCACACCCGUUGCUGACAGGUGUAUAAAAUCGAGCACACAGCCAUGCAAUCUCCAUUUUAGCAGACACUCUUAUCCAGAGCGACUUACAGUUAGUGAGUGCAUACAUUUUUAUUUUUUAUACUGGAAUCGAACCCACAACCCUGGCGUUGCAAAUGCCAUGCUCUACCAACUGAGCUACAUCCCUGCCGGCCAUUCCCUCCCCAACCCUGGACCAAUUGUGCACCGCCCCAUGGGUCUCCUGGUCGCGGCCGGCUACGACAGAGCCUGGAUUCGAACCAGGAUCUCUAGUGGCACAGCUAGCACUGCGAUGCAGUGCCUUAGACCACUGCGCCACAAUUGGUCCAUAGACAAAUAUUGGCUGUAGAAUGGCCUUACUGAAGAUGGCCUUUUAAUGUGGCACCGUCAUAGGAUGCCACCUUUCCAACAAGUGUUCAAAUUUCUGCCCUGCUAGAGCUGCCCCGGUCAACUGUAAGUGCUGUUAUUGUGAAAUGGAAACGUCUAGGAGCAAAACGGCCGCGAAGUAGUAGGCCACACAAGCUCACAGAAUGGGACCGAAGAGUGAUGAAGCGUGUUAAAAUCGUCUGUCCUCGGUUGCAACACUCACUACCGAGUUCCAAACUGCCUCUGGAAGCAACGUCAGCACAAUACUUGUUUCGUUGGGAGCUUCAUGAAAUGGGUUUCAAUGACCGAGCAGCCGCACACAAGCCUAAGAUCACCAUGUGCAAUGCCAAGUGUCAGCUGGAGUGGUGUAAAGCUCGCCGCCAUUGGACUCUGGAGCAGUGGAAACGCGUUCUCUGGAGUGAUGAAUCACGCCUCACCAUCUGGCAAUCCGACGGACAAAUCUGGGUUUGGAGGAUGCCAGGCGAACGCUACCUGCCCCAAUGCAUAGUGCCAACUGUAAAGUUUGGUGGAGGAGGAACAAUGGUCUGGGGCUGUUAUUCAUGGUUCGGGCUAAACCCUUUAGUUCCAGUGAAGAAAAAUCUUUAUUUAAUACAAUGACAUUCUAGACGAUUCUGUGCUUCCAACUUUUUGGGGAAGGCCCUUUCCUGUUUCAGCAUGACAAUGCCCCCGUGCACAAAGCGAGGUCCAUACAGAAAUAGGUUGUCGAGAUCGGUGUCGAAGAACUUGACUGGCCUGCACAGAGUCCUGACCUCAACCUCAUCGAACACCUUUGGGAUGAAUUGUAACGCCGACUGCGAGCCAGGCCUAAUUGCCCAACAUCAGUGGCCGACCUCACUAAUGCUCUUGUGGCUAUAUGGAAGCAAGUCCCUGCAGCAAUGUUCCAACAUCUAGUGGAAAGCCUUCCCCGAAGCGUGGAGACUGUUGUAGCAGCAAAGGGGGGACCAACUCCAUAUUAAUGCCCUGAUUUUGGAAUGAAUGUUCGACGAACAGGUGUCCACAUACUUUUGGUCAUGUAGUGUAUUUCCUUCUAUCAUUAUAGUGUGCAUCAUUUACUUUCUUAUCACAGCCUUGUUAACAAAUCCCAUCAAAAUGGAUAAUGUGUAGCAUACAGCUCUCUGCUGCUGGUUACUUUACCACUUCCUCCGAGAUGUUCUUGUAUGGUCCAAUAAGGUAUGGUGUUAGGAAGGGCUCAGCUGGUCUGCAGUUAGCGAAGAACCCAUAGAGCGACAGCAUGGCUGUGGGAAACACCCAGCCAGUGGACUUUAGCUUGGUCCAGCAACCCAUCCUGGUAGCCUACUCCUUCUGCCCCUCUCAUGUGCAAGACCUCUUGGUCUGAGUCCUGUGUACCAAUGGUGUCUGUUGGCAGUAAGCAGCUGUAGAUCCUUGUCGGGGAAAUAAAUGUAUGAAUUUAGUCUGUAUCUAUGAACUACAUGUGCAUAACUGCAAAUGCAAGUUUAUAUGAGGGAGACUUUGAGCUCUUGGGAAAUAGUCCCACUGAUGAUAAAAUGAAAGCUUAUGUCAGCCUCAGUUAUCAUGACACAGAUUUUUACAAGUUUUUCAAGUCUCUGUUGUUGACUUUAUGUACAUGUUAUUAAUUUUUUUUGUGCACAGUUAUGGAACAAGUUCUGUCUUUUUUGAACAGGUUAGUUGUGGCUGAGUUGUGCGUUUCAGUCCAUCUGCGCAUGCGUCUUGGCCGCGCUCUAACUAGUCUGUCGCCAUAACAACGCUUUGUUGACAAGGGAUUUCUGCUGUAGAAGCGAAAUGAAACUCAAACGAUUCCUUCUCAGAUAUUAUCCACCAGGUAAUAAACAUGUUUUUGAUGAUACUAAGAUGCUUUAUAAUUAAGAUACUAAGGAAUGUUUGGACAAGCAGCUAGCAAAUUAUUUGUAGCGUUUUGUGCAACUACACUGCAACUUUAGUGCUGUUCUGACCUAGAGUUAGCUGGCUAGGGUAGCCAAGAGCAGAGCUAGGUCUCUGUUCUAGCCAGACCAGUUAGCUGUUACAGCAAUUUAAUGCAUGAUGCACAAGUUGAUGCCAGUUGAAGUUACAAGUAGGCCUAAAGUAACUUGUAUCUCACACUUGGUCUUGUUUCGAAUAUUGAAUUGAUGCCUUUUGUUCACAGGUAUCAUCCUGGAAUAUGAGAAAGGAGGAGCUCUGAAGACUAAAUCCAUUGAUCUGUUGGAUUUGUCUCCAGAGUGGGUAGACAAUAGUACAAUUCAUGUUUAAGAAUGAGAUGCUGUGUUUCGUGAUCAUGAUAUGUACAGGGCUGCCAACUUUUUAAGAACGCUUGGAGGUUGAUUUGCUAUGUGAAUUUCAUUGCCCCCUGGCACAACCCCUAGAGGGUGGACUGGCGGUCCUCCAUCAGGAAAAUUGUACUGGUUUAAAGCAAAUUUCCUGCAAUUCUACGUAUUUUGACAUGACAGGCCUAUGACCAGGGUGAAAACCCCCCCACAAAAAACACAGGUCAGGUGUAUUGAGGAUGCUUUGAACAUUAAAUGAACACUCAAAAUUCGACUCCUUUGUUACUUUAAUAUUUUUGGGGGGAUGACAUUUAAAGUAUGCCAAUAUUUUUUUAGGUGGUUUGACACUUAAUUCAGACAGUAAUUAAAUGCUAUAAACAGUGGGAAGGUUGGUAGCAGGGACACGUACCUGGGAGUGUUACCACUACACCAAUGCUCUGCACAGGAAAUGUAAAUAUUAAUGGUCGAUGGCAGUGGGUAACCAAAUCAUAGAUUGCAGUCUCCUUGUCCAUAGACUGCUUUCAAGGUAAGGGCACAAACAUUUUGUAAUUUGGGUGAACCAUCCCUUUAAAAUAGGGCUGGAAGAAAAUCAUUCAUUUUCAAAGACACAAGUAGGCAUAUCAGAUUUCAAAUAUGUGAUUACACUGGCAAAAUUGGGAGGAAGUGGAAUAAUAAAAUACAUUUGGGGAAUAAGUAGUGUUCUUGCUGACAAGCACAGUAAUUACCCUAUAUUUUAGCUAAUUGUUAAGAAUGAGAAUUGUUCCACUGAUCAGACAAAAUAAAGUAAAUUGAUAAUAAAAUCUGAAGACAAGACGACAUAAAUCUGCCCCUACACCCUAACCAAAUUAUGUUUCUAUUUAUUUUCCCACUCUAGAAUCAAACAUGCACUUUUGGGUUCACAAUCUGUUUGACAAAAUUAUUUUUAUAGUUACAAAAGGUCACCCUACCAAACUUCCCUGCUAAAACACACUGUAGGUCUGUCUGCUGCCUUCUUUUCAUUGUCACAGCCUAAAAGCAAAUCACCAAACGAGGGGGCUAAAGCAAGUGUGGAUUAAAUCGACUUUAGUACAUGCUGUCAAAAGGCUACAUUCUGCAAUAGAUUCAUGGACAGGAGUAACAGUAACCUAAUUUUGUUGACAACAUUUUACAUUAAACAGUGCUACCGUGCUGCUCUUUUUACAGUUUUAUAAACUCAGCGAAGAGACUUUCUCCAUUCAGCUCCACUCUAGUCUUGAGGGGCGUUUCUUUAAAACAUGCAUCCAAUCCCCCUGAUCCCUCACAUAACUAUACCAAUCAUAUGCUUCAAUGUGACGCGGUUUACGGUGCUGUGGCAAGACAGGGCAAUGAUAGAGGUUCUGCUCGUGAUGUUAAAUUGUAGGCGCAGAUGCUCUGAUUUCAAAACAAUUUGGAACACAGUUGAAAAUGUAAUCCGAUGACUAAUUAGAAAAAUAAAAGCUGUAGUUUUCAAUGCAGGAGAUAUAAGAGGAGGGUCAAAUGCGUGUGUCUCAAUGCCAAUGCGGGAGAGUUGGCUGCUCUGUAUGGAUGCCAUUGAUUAUACUAGUGCUGGUGUAGUAUGAGGAUGAUGAUGAUGAUGAUACAGGUAGAAAAACACACCCACUAGUUCUUCAGAACUUCAUCACUGAUCCUGCAAUACAGUAUGACGUCUAUUCCCCUUUUUUCAACGACCAUGAUGCAUCACUCUGACACGUCUCUAUCCAUACAGGACAGACACCGAGGAGUUAAUAUCAGAGAUCAGGAAAUCGGAGCCACUAAUCACAGCAUCACGCGUCGACCAAGUCAAACUCUUGAUCGUCAGACUGCAGGAGAAACUGGGUCAGCAGGACAACCGCAGGUUCUACCUCUUCAAGGUCAAAUACAGCUUCCAUCUUUCUGAGCUACCUAUUUAUUUUCAUUAGGCUCUCUUCUUAAUGAUACUGUCAUUGUCUGGCUCCUGAUCGUCCACUCUUGUGUCCAAGUGCACACUUUGGGAAAAGGGUGAAUAAUUGGGAUGCAGCCAUAGACGGCCAUUAACAGGCAUGACCACACUGCCAGUGCCUUGUGUAAACAGUACAGCCAUACUGUAAUUCCUAAUUUGAACCCUAGAUGGCAGCAGGGGGUGGGAAUUCUAUAAGAAUUCUAGAAUAACAGGACUCUUCCUUAGCACAUCAAAGCCAGAUGUAUUAUGUAUGGAUAUUACACAGUCAAACGUAUAGAUGUAAAUUGAAUUAAUGCAGUCAAGUAAACUGCCUCAGAGUUAAAAAAUAAAAUAAAAAAAGUCCUCCUCCCUUCUCCCUUGCAGGCGCUGCAGGCACACAUACUGCCACUGACGAACGUUGCCUUCAAUAAAUCAGGGUCGAGGUAAGUUUAUCUGCACUGCAUGGAGAUGUGCAGAGAACCCCAGGUGUUUGUCUUUCUGGGGUGUAGGAGAGGUAAACAGAUCUCUCUUUUUACACUCUGUCUCUUAUCUCUCUCUUUCUUUAUCCUUUUCUCUCUCUCUUUCUCUGUUUCUCCCUCUCUCUCCCCCCUCUCGCUAUCUCUCCCUCUCUCUGUGUCUCUCUAUCUCUCCCUCUCUCUCUGCAGUUUCAUAACUGGGAGCUAUGACAGGACAUGUAAAAUAUGGGACACAGCGUCAGGCGAGGAGCUGCAUACACUGGAGGGCCACAGGAACGUGGUGUACGCCAUUGCCUUCAACAACCCCUACGGGUAACCACCUUCCUGUCACUCUACCCCAGGUUUAAAAACACCAGGACCUGUAUUCAUAAAUUGUCUCAAGUAGAAGUGCUGAUCUGGAUCUGGGGACCCCCCGUCCAUAUAAUCUGAUUCAUUAUGAUCUAAAAGGCAAAACUGAUCCUAGAUCAGUACUCCGACUCUGAGACUCUUAGGAUAGGCAUUAAGCUCUAUGGGACCUAUGUUCCUCCGUUGUCUUACACUUAAGGCCAAGGGAAAGAGUUGUUGGUGGUUAAAAUAAAGCAUUUUUCCUAUCUCAAAUCUUCCGUUUAUUUAUCCUCUUUAAUCCAGGGACAAGAUUGCCACUGGGUCCUUUGAUAAGACCUGCAGGCUGUGGAGUGCAGAGACGGGCAAAUGUUUCCACACCUUCCGAGGACACACUGCGGAAAUAGUACGAGGGACUUUCUAAUCUAGAGAUAGGACUUUCUGAGAAAUUGGACUUGUCUUUCAGUAUAAAUAGGAUGCAGUGAGCUUCGAAUUAGAUUUUCUAUGUGAGUGGCAGCUAACACUGUUUUCUGUGCCGACCAGGUGUGUUUGGCAUUUAACCCUCAAAGUACCUUGGUGGCCACGGGGAGCAUGGACACUACGGCCAAGCUAUGGGACGUCCAGACUGGAGAGGAGGUGGCUACACUGACAGUGAGUUAGCUCUCGCUCUCUUUUUCUCAUCUCUCUCUCUUUCUCUCUCUUCUCUCCCUUCCUCUCAUCUCCACACACUCACAACCAUCCAAGUCCACAUCCAUUCUUUAAUGACUUAAUUCAGUCAUUUAUGUGCAUUCAUCCAUUCAUUUUUUAAUAUGAUUAUUCAUGAUGUGUUGGUCCAGCAGUCACCCUGCUUACUGUGUGUUCUAUCCUCCCAUCAUAUGUGUGUAUGCAGCUGUGACUGUACAUUCAUAAGGUAAUCUAUCUAUCUACAUACUCAACUACAGGACAGGCAGCCAUUUGUUUCUUCACGUGGGCAAGCUGGGUGGCUGUGUGUUCCAGAAGGGGAUUCUGUGUGCUCCUCUCUAGCCCACCUCUCUACCCCUCCUUCUUCAAUUAUUCCGACAUUAGUCAUGCUGGUGAAUAUUGUGACUUGAGCACAAAAAGGCAAAUGUGUUCCUCAAACUGAAUUGGAUGAAAAUAUGCAAUUGAGCUUUUUCAAAGGAGAAAGAAUAGCUCAUUUACUUGACUGUACUUUUGUUAACUCUGCAAGUGUAACGAAUCGAAUUCUCUCCUCUCUUUCAUGUUUUUUUUUUUGUUCACUGUCUCUUUCUCCCUCUCUCUUUCUUCUCCAUCCCUCCCUCCCUCCCUCCUUUCUCUCCUCCCUCUCUCUCUCCUUCCUCUCUCAGGGCCACUCAGCAGAGAUCAUCUCCUUGUCAUUUAACACAGUGGGUGACCAGCUAGUCACUGGAUCCUUUGACCACACUGUUUCUCUGUGGGAUGUUCCAUCUGGGAGGUGAGAGCCCAAGUGUUUGUGUGUGUGUGUGUGUGUGUGUGUGUGUGUGUGUGUGUGUGUGUGUGUGUGUGUGUGUGUGUGUUUGCGUGUCCAUCCAUGUGUGUGUGUUUGUGUCCGAGUCUAACCACCAUUAACGGCCUCCUAUCAUUCUACCAGGCGUGUCCACACACUGAGGGGACACAGAGGGGAGAUCAGCAGUGUUCAGUUCAACUGGGACUGCUCCCUCAUCAUCACCGGCUCCAUGGACAAAAGCUGUAGGGUGAGCUCUCACAAAUCUCUCUCACAUCCCAUCUCACAUUAUGUCACUUCUCCUAUCAUCGCUCUCUCUCUCUCUCUCUCUGGUAGAGACUCCUAUCUCUUUUAAGCUCUGCAUCAUUUAAAAAGGAACAUUAAAUCCUUUAAUUAUUCCAAGAUGAGUCACGCUCUCUGGGUAGUUGUGUGAAUUAUUCACGUGGCUGCAUUCCUAAAGAGGAGAUUGUGAAGAGGGGAAAACACAACCAUUGUGUCGUUAGAGCGCUAACCAAGCUGGUUGUUUUUGUAAAAGGCUUUUAAAAAUAGAUUAAUUAACAUUUGACAUUUUGACAUUGUGUGUGUGACUGUGUGUGACUGUGUCUGUGUUUGUUUGGGAACGUGUAUGUGCGCGCGUGUGUGUGCCCGUGUAUGCUUAUGUGUGUGCAUCUGUGUGUUUGUGUCCUUAUGUGUGUGUGUACCGGAACAUGUGUGUGUCUAUGCUUCCCCAGGUGUGGGAGUCAGCGAGUGGGAAGUGUAUGUCCACACUAGCAGGCCAUGAAGACGAGGUGCUGGAUGUGUGUUUCGACUACACGGGUCAACUCAUAGCCACCGCCUCGGCUGAUGGUACGACCACAGAGAUACUUAUCAUACUAAUGGUGUUCUAUUUAAAUACGUGGGUACCUCGACCUCUCUGCUGUUUCCAUGAUUGUCAAUACAAAGUUCCUGGAUUGAACAAUGUCGCAGGCACUGAACAACUAUCCGUACUGUACCCAGCCCAGUACCCCUAUUUCACACCAUCAUGCCAACCCAAAUCGUACUGUGGUGGCUUGAAUAUUUAUUUUUCACAUUGUCCUUUCGAGCACAGUUCCGGCAACUAUGGUGUAUGACUAACCAGGCCAGCUCUAUUUAAUUCCUUUUAUUUUAAGGUUCAACGUCAUCUUCGCUCAAGCAAUAACACUGGAUUAUUUGAGAAAUCAAUAUUUCCCCCUGACUCUUAGGCACAGCGAGAGUGUACAGCGCCGCCAGCUACCAGUGCAUCUCCAGACUGGAGGGCCACGAGGGAGAGAUCUCCAAGGUGAGUCACUGAGACAGGUAAUGGUUCAGGCAGGACCCAAAAUGGCCCCUCUCUCGCUGUCUCUUUUGUCUGCCUCGGAGCAUCCGUCAGACUCACAAGGGUACAGGACUGGACAGGAGGGAUGAGGACGGCAGUCCGCUUGCCGGGGGGAUGUUUCUACCUCCUGUUACAGUUUUUAGGUCAACCACGUCUUGACGAUGACAGAGAGAAACGUGACUGAAGGUGUGUGUCCCUCAGGCCCGAGUGUUCCAGAAACAUCCGGGCUCAUCUUCCUGGUCGACCUACAGGCUGAUUCCUGGUCUACCUACAGGCUGAUUCCUGGUCUACCUACAGGCUGAUUCCUGGUCUACCAACAGGCUGAUUCCUGGUCUACCUAUAGGCUGAUUCCUGGUCUACCUAUAGGCUCAUUCCUGGUCUACCAACAGGCUGAUUCCUGGUCUACCAACCGGCUGAUUCCUGGUCUACCAACCGGCUGAUUCCUGGUCUACCUAUAGGCUGAUUCCUGGUCUACCUAUAGGCUGAUUCCUGGUCUACCUAUAGGCUGAUUCCUGGUCUACCUAUAGGCUGAUUCCUGGUCUACCUAUAGGUUUAUUCCUGGUCUACCUAUAGGCUGAUUCCUGGUCUACCUAUAGGUUUAUUCCUGGUCUACCUAUAGGCUGAUUCCUGGUCUACCUAUAGGCUGAUUCCUGGUCUACCUAUAGGUUUAUUCCUGGUCUACCUAUAGGCUGAUUCCUGGUCUACCUAUAGGCUGAUUCCUGGUCUACCUAUAGGUUUAUUCCUGGUCUACCUAUAGGCUGAUUCCUGGUCUACCUAUAGGCUGAUUCCUGGUCUACCUAUAGGUUUAUUCCUGGUCUACCUAUAGGCUGAUUCCUGGUCUACCUAUAGGCUGAUUCCUGGUCUACCUAUAGGCUGAUUCCUGGUCUACCUAUAGGUUUAUUCCUGGUCUACCUAUAGGUUUAUUCCUGGUCUACCUAUAGGUUUAUUCCUGGUCUAGCUAUAGGUUUAUUCCUGGUCUACCUAUAGGCUGAUUCCUGGUCUACCUAUAGGUUUAUUCCUGGUCUACCUAUAGGCUGAUUCCUUGUCUGUGUAUAGGCUGAUUCCUGGUCUACCUAUAGGCUGAUUCCUUGUCUGUGUAUAGGCUGAUUCCUGGUCUACCUAUAGGCUGAUUCCUUGUCUGUGUAUAGGCUGAUUCCUGGUCUACCUAUAGGCUGAUUCCUUGUCUGUGUAUAGGCUGAUUCCUGGUCUACCUAUAGGCUGAUUCCUUGUCUGUGUAUAGGCUGAUUCCUGGUCUACCUAUGCUCUGAUUCAAAGCAGCCCUGUUAAAGUCUCACUCCCCGAGUUUUUCUGCCUAGCGACUGUGAUUCCCCCUUCCCCUGGUAGUCUCAUUUGAUUGGCACUUUUCAUAUGAUCUUGUCUCAGUUCCCUGUAAUGUCACCCCUUGAGCCCUUUAAUGUCACACCUUGGUUGUUUUAUUAACAAAACACCAUGACAUAGUCUGUCCCUGCUCACUGUGUAACUGUAUUAACCACGGCUGUAUAGAGCCACAUGUGACCUGGGCCUGUGUUGUAGGUGACCCAGCUGUCCUAAAUGUGUGUGUGAUCUUAUCAGGCUCUGCCAUUUGACAGUUCUGCCAGUGUACGUGUGUGUGUGUACGUCUUUGUUAGUAUGUAUGUGCCUGCAUGUUGUGUGUGUAUGUGUGCGUGUUUGUCGCUUGGAGCCACAGCCACUAGGGGCCCGAUUCAGACAUAGGAAAUGUACAUCUUUCCUACGCACUUCUCAAUAGUUUGUAUUCAGACUUACCUUAUGCAGAUGCGUAAUGGGCUUUGCAGGCGUGGUUAAUAUUUUAUUAAAUAGCUGAAAACCCUCCCACUUCCUUGCCAACCGUUUUUCUCGUGGAGUUUUCAUUCAAUAGGAUUUUCAGUACAUUUAUCUAAAUCCAUCCCCUUGUACCUUUUUACUAGAAAUGUAUUGACAGAUUCACUAGAAUAUAUGGAGAGAAUGGUUCAGAAUAUUAUGGAUCAAUGAAAGAAAGCCAUGUAAAUACGUGCAUAUUCGUCUCCUUUUCAGCAACAAUUGGUAGAUUGAAAAAUACUCUGAUCUUGUAUAUUAUUAAGGGUUAGGAAAGUAUUUAUGAAUAAUAAAAAAAAAACAGCUUUGGAGAGCCUUUAUGCACAAAAUAUAUUGGUGUAUCAAAAAUACAGUUGUUUGAUUCAUCCAGAAUAAUAAUCUUUAAAUCUAUAAAUCUACCCUAAUAAUCCUCACUAAUCAUGGAACUGUGAUGACAACAGUCCAGUCGUUGUGAAGCGUGCUCCAUGUUUAAACAGCUACAUAUGGUCUGCGUUGCAUAAUGAUUCAAAUAGGUUUACAUGUACCAAAUUAGUGCUCAACUUGUAAUCCGGUACCCUAAUAUGAUCCAUUAUUGCUAGCGAUCCUCAGGAACAACCAUACUAACGUGACAGAUGAAAUUAAGGUAAACGAAUGACGUAAUGGAAUGAUGCUAAAUGUAAGGAAACUAACAUUUAAAGUCAGUGUAUGUGGGUAUAACUGACGGUGGCUACCAAUAGUGGCUACUAUUUAACAUGAAACAAAUUGUUUAAAAAAAAUACAGUGAAAAGUCUGGGCAUAUAAUUAAAACAUUCUAGAACUCAUAAGGUCUCCAAGUUAUAAGGCCAGCAUUUCAUAAACUUCAUAAAAGUUAAUAUACAUUUAGUAGACACUCUUAUCCAGAGCGACUUACAGGAACGAUUAGUGAUAGUGCCUUGCUCAAGGAUAUAUCUACAGAUCUUUCACCUAGUCGGCUAGAGGAAUUGAACCAUCAACCUUUCGGUUACUGGCCCAACGCUCUUAACCGCUAGGCAACCUGCCAAUAUGUUGAAAUGCUUUAGUUUUCUGCUAUAUGACUAGUUUUACAUUUGGCUCCAACGAUCAUAAGGUAAAAUAUAUCUAAAACAACAGGUUGCUCGACCUUCUUCAUAAUUUCAUAGCGUGUGAAGAUGGUGAAACUAUGAGGGAGUCAAGGUCAGAAUACGGCGUAUCUGCAGACACCUCCAGCCCCAACGAAUAGGGGUUGAAUAGCAUAUUAUUCUCAUGCUUAAAUUCAAGGUCAGAAUUUGCGUAGGAAGAAAAGUGCAUAAAAAGAUAAUUAUGUUCCAUUUAAGUGCGCUAAACUCGGGUCGCAUUUCCCCCACAGGCUGCCUCAUUGGACUGCCUGUCUUGUGUCUGUUUACUGAAAGCCAUCAGGGCCCAGCUUCAGUAAUAGGCUGGAUGAGGAUGAUUUCACAGGAUUAUGACACUAAUCUCCCCCUAACAGGACACCUCUCUCCCCUCCCUCCGCCUCUUAACCACUCUGUCAAUCUCUUUUUUCAUCACUCUCUCCCACUAUUUCUGUCUCUGUCGGUCCCUGUUUUUACUUUCAUUCUAAUUUCCACUGUCGUCCCUCCAUCUCCCUCUCCCCCACUCUUCAUUGUUGCUUUCUUCCUCUCAUUAAGAGGGGCCAGAUUGAAUAGGCAGAAGCUGACUUUUUCUUAAAGGUCCAAUGCAACCGUUUUUAUCUCAAUAUCAAAUAAUUUCUGGGUAACAAUUAAGUACCUUACUGUGAUUGAUUUCAAUUAAAAUGGUCAAAAAUUCUUAGCAAAGAGCAAUUUCUCAAGCAAUAAUUUUGCUAGGACUGACUGGGAAGUGGUCUGAGUGGGGAGGGGAAAACUGAAAAUUAGCUGUUAUUGACAGAGGUUUGGAACUCUCUUUCUUAUUGGUCUGUUAACUAAUUGACUGUCUGGUGAUGUCACCAGGCAGGCCAAAACUCCAUCCCACCAAAACAGGCUGAAAUUUCAGCCGCUCUUUUCAAACAGCUCUUACACUAAAAGGGCAUUAUCAUCCUUUUCACAGUAUUAUUCCAACCUCAUAGUGUGGAAAUAUAUAUACGUUUCUUACUGCACUGGGCCAUUAAAUGAAAAUAAUAUCUGUAGAAUGAAUGUCAUAGAACCAAAUACUGCUAAAAACAUAAAUUAAUUGUUUUGUUGAUUAAAAAUGCAGGAAAUAAUGUAAAAUAGUCAUUGAUAUGGAGUUGAAUCAUCUCAACAGAAUCCAUGUGGGUCUACUUAUGACCAUUCAGUUACUCCAUCUUCUUCUGCAUCAUCCUUCUCUUUCUCUUCUCUUUUUCCUCUCUCUUUUCACUACUCUCUUCCCUCGUAUCCUCAUUUCUAAAAAUGUUACACCUCUGUGCACUCCUCUCUCUCUCUCCUCCAUUCUCCCCCUCGUUCCUCUUUGCUCCCCCCUUCUCUCUCUCCUCCAUGCUCCCCCUCAUUCCUCUUUGCUCCCCCCUUCUCUCUCUCCUCCAUGCUCCCCCUCGUUCCUCUUUGCUCCCUCCUCUCUCUCCCUCAUACUCCCCCUCGUUCCUCUUUGCUCCCUCCUCUCUCUCCCUCAUGCUCCCCCUCGUUCAUCUUUGCUCCCCCCUUCUCUCUCUCCUCCAUGCUCCCCCUCGUUCCUCUUUGCUCCCCCCUUCUCUCUCUCCUCCAUGCUCCCCCUCGUUCCUCUUUGCUCCCCCCUUCUCUCUCUCCUCCAUGCUCCCCCUCGUUCCUCUUUGCUCCCUCCUCUCUCUCCCUCAUGCUCCCCCUCGUUCCUCUUUGCUCCCUCCUCUCUCUCCCUCAUGCUCCCCCUCGUUCAUCUUUGCUCCCCCCUUCUCUCUCUCCUCCAUGCUCCCCCUCGUUCCUCUUUGCUCCCCCCUUCUCUCUCUCCUCCAUGCUCCCCCUCGUUCCUCUUUGCUCCCCCCUUCUCUCUCUCCUCCAUGCUCCCUCUCGUUCCUCUUUGCUCCCCCCUUCUCUCUCUCCUCCAUACUCCCCCUCAUUCCUCUUUGCUCCCCCCUUCUCUCUCUCCUCUUUGUGCUCCUUUUCUCUUGCUCUCCUCUGAGCUCUGUCAGUGUCACCCUCUCCCAGAGUUCUAUUUCCAUUUCCUGUCUGAGGGCUGCUCAUCCUUAAACAUUCAUCACCCUGCAGCGUGAGGCUUUUAAUAAAAACACACUUUACUUUUAGACAAUGCAGAGCCAGCAUCAUUUAAUCAUCCCAGCCCAAUAUUCAUUUCUUCACCUCACUGUGUGCUUGUAGAUCUCUCUGAAGUCCGUCUAUCUGUUCCAUUGGAACCAUUCCUCCAUAGGAAAUGCCUGGCCAUUUAACAGAGCUCCAUUUACAGUUAAUAGCCUUUUAAGAAUAUAGUGCUGACGUGCUGAAAGUUCCCCAUGCUCUGCUCAUUUGGUGGUUCCUAUCUCCUCUUGCACACUUCCUCAUCAGUGCACACUCCAUCCAGCCAUUCACUCCUUUUCACUCUCAUAACACACAAACACUGUUAUGUAAAUUUCCACAUCCCCUUCUUCUCUCUUGCAGAUCUGUUUUAACCCUCAGGGCAGUAGAGUUCUGACAGCCAGCGCUGACAAGACGGCUCGCCUGUGGGAUGUCCAGUCUAGCGUCUGUCUGCAGGUCUUGGAGGGACACACGGACGAGAUCUUCUCCUCCGCCUUCAACUACGAGGGUGACACCAUCAUCACAGGUAAUAUGUACCCUCUAUCAGGGCUGGGGUCAAUUCCAUUUCAAUUCAGCAUUGAGUUGGCAUUGAGAAAAAUUGGAAUUGGAAUUUCAGUUUACUUCCUGAAUUGCCUUAAAUGGAAUUGAGCCCAACCCUGCCCUCUAUAUAAUCAUAUCUAGUUAAAAUGCAAAGACGCCACAGCAACCUCUUCACAGCCAAACAAGUAUUAUUUUUUCUCCACUCACAAACGCUUUAUCAAGGUUGAAAUGAACAGACCACAGCUGGGUGCGGUGAGCUUCUGCCUCCUAUUCAUCCACCUGUCUUCUUUCUGCUGCAGGCAGCAAAGACAACACCUGUCGCAUCUGGCGCUGACCCGUCCUAUGGUCAGUAGGGUGUGUGAGGAGGGGAAGGCCAUCUGUCCAUCCCCCAACAAGAAGAUGCCCUGUUUGAAGAUGCCCUUCCUGGAAGUUAUCACUGACCCAACGUAUGUGACAUCUAACCUCCUAGUUGUUGUGGAGUAAGAUUCAGUAGACCGGAUAGCUUUGGUGAAUGAAUUUAGUCCCACUGCCAUUUUACUAUCUAGCACUGUCUAGACAGACAGUUUAGCGCUGUGGAUGUGUCCCAAAUGGCACCCAA
Messenger RNA from Coregonus sp. 'balchen', 14997 nucleotides. The record is from the annotation of a GenBank genome assembly. Lineage: Eukaryota; Metazoa; Chordata; Actinopteri; Salmoniformes; Salmonidae.